UACAUCCCCUUGUUCAACUUCCCCACCCAGAAUCUGCCGUCACCUCCUUUCGAUUUUGUGAUUUCUUUCUCAUAAUCGAUAACAAUGGUGAAACGCAACCGAGUUGCGCAGGCAGAGGAAGCAUUACCCAUUGAAGAAGAAUGCAAAUCGCUGAUAAAAAAGCUUGCUUCUUGUAAACAAAGCACCCGCGACAGAUCCUUACGAACCGUUCUUCGUACUUGGCUCCCUGAACAAACUGAAAUCUCCGAUGAUGACAUGAAGAAGCUAUGGCAAGGAAUCUUCUACUGCAUCUGGCAUGCCGAUAAGUCUCUUUACCAAUCCGAACUCAUCGAUCGUCUCUCCUCUGCUCUUCACUCCUUUCCUCUGCCUUUGUCUGUCCAUUACUUCACCGUGUUCUUGUUCACCAUGCGUCGUGAGUGGUCACGUAUUGAUCGGCUCAGGUUAGAUAAGUUCUACCUCUUGAUUCGAAGGUUUUUGAGCGGAUUCUUCUCUCUGCUUGAUAGCAAUUCGUGGGAUUUGGAUUUAACUCGUCGUUUGAUGAGUGUUUUGUUUGAUGGGACGUUUCUUGCUGAUGAUAAGUUUCAAGGGAAUGGUGUUAACUAUCAUAUAGCUUCUGCUUUUGUUGAGGAACUUAGGCCGUUUCUUCCACUAAGGAAGGAGGUUUUGGAACUUCUAUUCACUCCUUUUGUGACGAUUUUGGGUCUUGUUAAGGAUAAGAUGUUGGUUGGGAAGAUUAAGAGUAAUUUGUUUGAUGAGUUGCUUAAGAUGGGGAAGAAGCUGCUGUUAAUUAAGAUAUCUGGGAAUGAUGAAGUGCCUGAGGAUGACAUUGUAGUGAUUUUGGGAUCUAUUGUUUUGUCUAUGGACUUUGCAAAGAGGUUUUAUGAGAUGGGUUCUUCUCCGGAUAUCCAGCAGGGUAACAGGAAAGCAAUAUUUGCUCUUCACAAGGACUUCUUGCAGUUGGAGAAGGAUAUGUCGAGUUCUGGUAUCAAAGUUUCUAUCACAGAAACUUCUCGUCCUUGCAAAGGUGAAGUGCCUGAAUUGGUUCCAGUGUCUGAGUCUGAAUCAAAGGCUGUUUCUAAGUCUAAGAAGCUUGUUGCAAAUGGAUCUUCUUCGAAGAAAAAGGGUUUGAAGAAAUGUUCAAAUACUAAAAAAAGCAGUGUCAAGAAGGAUACUGUUAUGGAUGAUGUUAACAAAGAUGAAGCUUUUGAUGAAACAAUGAUAUCAGAUCUUCGACAGGAGUUUGAGAAGAUUGCAUCUGAAAUGAGUCCGUCAAAAAGUGAGGUUGCAAGUGUCUGUGAAGUAGCAGAACCUGUGUCAAUAACCAAAAAGUCCAAGAAGAGGAAAAGAGAGAACAAAGGGGAAGUGCAAGAUACUACUGUUAACAGAGAUGCAGCAGAAACGAGCUUAGCCGGGCCGAGCAGUGAGAAGAGCUCAAAGAGAGUAAGAUUUGCAAUGAAGAACAAUUUGGUGUGGAAACCUCAUUGCCCUCUACCUCCACAAGAUUUGAGGUUGCCUCCCUCUGCUACGCCACGAGGAAGUGCUCUGAAGAAAGGAAUCCCGGCUGGUCCAGUAAGGGAGUUAGCUACCCAGAGUAGGAAGACGAAGAAGAAAGCUGCACGUAGAGGAGUGAAGACGAUCAAGAACUUGAAGAAGAAACUGUCACCUUGAAAAUGGAGUGUCAGAGUAAUUUGUUGCUUUGCUGCUAGUAUUUCUUUAUAUUUUUGUUUUAGUUUCAAUUUUCAAUACGUCUUUGAGAUUUUGUUUGCUAAUUUGGGAAUUAUGAGAAAAAUUUUGCCAUGAAAAAUGAAAUAUCGUCCCAUUUC
Messenger RNA from Capsella rubella, 1823 nucleotides. RefSeq names its product ribosomal RNA processing protein 1 homolog. Lineage: Eukaryota; Viridiplantae; Streptophyta; Magnoliopsida; Brassicales; Brassicaceae. The coding region runs from base 85 to 1668 and encodes 527 amino acids. The record is from RefSeq and is a predicted model, not a curated record. Gene Ontology annotation, cellular component: nucleus; preribosome, small subunit precursor; preribosome, large subunit precursor. Gene Ontology annotation, biological process: rRNA processing. The transcript has a single exon.